Messenger RNA from Oenanthe melanoleuca, 975 nucleotides. Its product is annotated as histo-blood group ABO system transferase 2-like. Gene Ontology annotation, molecular function: hexosyltransferase activity. Lineage: Eukaryota; Metazoa; Chordata; Aves; Passeriformes; Muscicapidae. Gene Ontology annotation, cellular component: Golgi apparatus; membrane; vesicle. Gene Ontology annotation, biological process: carbohydrate metabolic process. The record is from RefSeq and is a predicted model, not a curated record. The coding region runs from base 1 to 975 and encodes 324 amino acids. The transcript is spliced from 5 exons.
AUGAGAAUCACAAAAUUACAUGGGCUGGCUAUUCUAGUGACAGCAGGAAUCACUGGUGCAAUCUGGUACCACCAGCCUUUCUCCCCCAGCAGAGACCAGGAACAGGCAGCCUCCCCUGCAGGGGACUCAGGACUGAAAACAGACUUACAUGAAACCUCUCUGAUGCUUCCACGGAGACAGGAUGUGCUGGUGUUGACACCAUGGCUGGCCCCAAUAGUUUGGGAAGGCACAUUCAGCAGAGACAUCCUGAAUGCUCAAUAUCUGCAGAAGAACCUGGUCACUGGAGUGGUCACUUUUGCUGUUGAAAAAUAUGUCCAGUUCAUAGAAGGGUUCAUGACAUCUGCCAACAAGUACUUCCUUGCUGGGCACCAAGUGAAUUUCUACUUAUUCACAGACAGCCCUGAGAAGGUCUCCCAGCUUCAGAUGGCCCCUGAGAACCACCUGUUUGUCAUCCCAGUGCAGAGUGGCUCCAGGUGGCAGGACAUCUCCAGGUGCCGCAUGCGCAUCAUCAGCUCACACAUCCAGAGGCAGUUCCAGCACGAGGUGGAUUAUCUCUACUCCAUGGACAUCAACGUGCAGCUGCUGGCACACAUCGGGGUGGAGAUCAUCGAUGCCCUGGUGGCAACCAUCAGCUCCUGGCAGGUCAUCCCCCAGCAGGAGAACAAAGCCCAUGGGACACGCCCUGAGCCACAAGGGGACUUCCAUUACACUGCCAGCUUCUAUGGGGGCAGCGUGGCUGAGGUGUACAAGCUGACCACAGCCUGUUUUGGGGGGCUGGGGGAGGACAGAGAAAAUGGAAUUGAGGCUCAGGGGCACCAUGAGAGGCACCUCAACAAGUACCUGCUGCAGCACAAGCCCACCCGCCUGCUGUCCCCAGAGUACUACUGGGACACAGAGCUGAGCCCCAGCGUCAUCCACGUGAAGAGGAUGUGCCCUGUGCACAGGGACAGCCAGAGGUGUAGCUGCCAGAGCUAG